AUGGAGAAGGUCAUGAGAAAAUUGAUAGCAGUCAAUGUGUUGGUUAUUUUGGUAGUCGGACUAAUGCUGACUGGGAAGUCGAGUGCAAUCAAUCUCGUUGGCUGCGCGACAUGCGUCCUCCCGUGCUUCACCAAUAUUUCGGAUCUUCAGUCACUUGGUAAGUGCGUCAUCGACUGCGUACCAACCUGCAUCCAACCAACUCAGAAUGAUGUUGGUGAAUUACAAGAUCUGGAUGGCCUCGACUACUGCAAGCUUGGCUGCGCUAUUUCUAUGUGCUCGAAUUUCAGCAAAAGAAAUGAUACCAAUGGUGAAAAAGUUGAUGGCUGUGUGGGAUCGUGCUCCAAUAAAUGUGUCAAGAGCUACUCAUUGCCUCAGAACAGUACUAAUUGA
Molecule: messenger RNA, 390 nt
Organism: Striga hermonthica
Lineage: Eukaryota; Viridiplantae; Streptophyta; Magnoliopsida; Lamiales; Orobanchaceae
Source: the annotation of a GenBank genome assembly